Boeremia exigua is the source of this 2049-nucleotide messenger RNA. RefSeq lists its product as uncharacterized. Lineage: Eukaryota; Fungi; Ascomycota; Dothideomycetes; Pleosporales; Didymellaceae. The transcript is spliced from 2 exons. The record is from RefSeq and is a predicted model, not a curated record. Bases 87 to 1976 code for a protein of 629 amino acids.
GCACCCAAGACCCACACACGCCAGUAAGUUACUUUCUACCACUCCCUAAUCCCUACCUUCUCCGCUUUUCACUCGACACUCUCGACAUGGAAUGGAGGCAUUCAGCUUUCGAUUUCGAGCAGCCGUCAAGGCUCUCGAUGUUCGAGGACUUCAGGCCGUCCGUCAUGCCUCAGACAAGUGCUAAUCCUGCCUCCGUCAAUAGAGACAGUCACGUCACCAAAGAGUACGACAUCUCACCUGAGGUACCACAGAAGCGAUGGAACAAGCCAGAUCGACCGUCUCCAGCGUCUUUCGACUCGGUGGAGGCCGUACAAAAGCUCGCGGAACCUAAGGUCAGCAAGCUUGAGAAAUCUUUCGACAUCAAGCGAACAGAGACGAUAGACUGGAUGCCGCCGUCCUACAACCACGAGGAGAUACAGUCGAUAGCCUCAUACUCGUCAUCCCCAGAAUGGGCUGCUCUGUCAAAUACCCUGAAACAAAACGCUCGUCAGCAACGACCUGUGUCACUACGUCUCGACAAUCCCAACCUCCUCGCAAAGCCUACAUUGACCUCAGCCCCUAUCUUUCCGUCCAUUGACAAGAGCGAGCCAGACCUCCGUCUCAUCCAUCCCCAUACAUGGGUCGCCCCGGCACACGCAGCGCAAACGAUAACGCAGCCGCAGCGUUCCGAGUCAUACGAUUCUGGGCGAGAGAGCUUUGAGUCAAUGGAGAAGCCAUGGCUGGAUGGCAGGCCGCGGCCCUUGUCAUUCGCAACAUAUCAUGCACGCAAUCGAUCAAAGACGAAGAUAGCAUCGUCGAGAAGCUCUCGGUUGAACUCAUACCCGAACUUCUCGCGCAAGAUGUCUGGUGAGAACCCGGGUAUCGUAGUUGACGAGCACAUCGAGCAGGACACAAAGAUUGUUUCACAAGAGACAAGACAUGAGCCUGAUACUUAUGCAGAGUCGUCAGUGCCUUUCUCUGCGCCGCCCUUUGCACGCAAGAAUACAUUCGAGCGCAUUGGAGGUAGGAUGCUGAGUGAAGAAGAGAAGGAGGUUGAAAAAGAAAAGGCAGCCAAAGCCGCGAGAACAAACAAAGCAAAACAUCGAUGGUCCACGAUACCAAACAUACUCAAGUUUUCAAAGCCUGUGAAGCGUCGUGCUUCCAAUGCCAACGAACUUGACAGGGCUGCUGUCGUUGAGGACUUUGUGCGUGUAAGCCAGAAUGCACCUCAACUGACCAACCAGACUCCCAUCAUCACCCACCGCUACUCUUCAUACAAUGAGUCUCAUAGAGACGUCGAGUCUACACCAUCACCACAUCCUCAAUCGCAGCUCAAGCCCCUCGAUCUCCUGCCGACGCCUCAGCAUUCCCCACUAGCCAUGACGUUCGACAAGUCAACAGGCAGCUCUGCCGUCUUGCCACCUCCAUUCGCUCCCUGGGCUAGCACAGCUGAUUCGAACGCCGCGCCGCCCAGCCCACCGGCCUCAGUCUCCAACCCUCUCAACAAUCCUCAACGACGGAAGAGCAGCAACCCACUGCUGUCUCCGGGUCAUGGUUACUCCUCGCCUCUCAGUCCAGGCUCGCCGCGCGAGACGUUUGAGAGUCGACCCACAUCGCUGCAUUCCCACCGCAGCAGCACAUUCUCUUCGCACAUGGCCUCAAGCCUAACAUCACCAACAAGCGGUUCAAGCGCUGCACACUCACGCUUGAGUUUCAUCUCGCCCACGAAUAUGUCACCCCCCUCAGCCUGCCGGGCAUGUCUCCUCUGCAAGACAUCGAGACCUGUCGAUGACUUCAGUACACGACGCAUCACGGCGAACUGCUGGCACGAGACCUCGACAUGCACGUCCUGUAUGCAGGCAUGGGUUGAGAACAGCAUUGACAGACGAGAGAGAUGUGUCUGUCCAGAAUGUAGCGAGCACAUGGGGUAUGAAGACAUCGGCGCCUUUGCUGUCGAUGCACUGGGCGGACGCGCAGAUGGAAGGCAUUGGAUAUAAAAUUUGGAAAAGAAUUAGUAUUGUUAAUCAUAAUGAGAUCGUAUCGUAUGUUCUUCAAGCCAGAACGAGUUCA